This is a messenger RNA of Cladocopium goreaui, 2245 nucleotides long. The record is from the annotation of a GenBank genome assembly. Lineage: Eukaryota; Dinophyceae; Suessiales; Symbiodiniaceae.
CAUUUGUGCCCUGCCAAGCCGCAUUGGCCGUACCCAGCUCCGCGCCGUGCAGAAGCUCAGUGAGGGCCCAUAUGUGGAGACCGAGACCUACCCCAAGGAGAUGGAAAUGUCGCCGGCAGUACUCAAGGGCUGGGUCGGUGGGGAGAAGGGUUUCGACCCUUUGGGUGUCACGGAUGCAUUGCCCGUGUACUGGGUCCGGGAAGCUGAGCUGAAGCACGGACGCGUUUGCAUGCUCGCGACAGUUGGAUGGAUUGCGGGAGAUCUUGGCUUUCGAUUUCCAGGUGACAAGUUCCAAGCUGUAGCGAACAGCCUUGAGGCACAUGACAAGAUGGUAGAGGCUGGCUAUAUGCUUCCCUUCCUUGGAGCUAUUGGCACCUUUGAGCUCUAUUCACUCUGGCUCCUCUUCAAAGGUUGGGAGCAGGAAGUGAAUCGCGAUGCUGGGGACUUCUUCUUGGGCAAGCAAUUUCUUCCCAAGGAACCCGAGAAGGAGAAGGAGAUGCGCUUGAAGGAGCUAGAGAACGGGCGCCUCGCCAUGUUCGCCUUCAGUGGAAUUGUCACACAAGCUGCCAUCACCGGCAAGACUUGGCCAUUCAUGAGCGCAUCCCAAGCAGAGCUGGAUGAUUUGGUGGCAAAGCACCGCAGCAAGGAACAGGAGCUCUUUGCUCUAGCAGUUGAAGAACGUGAUCCGGAAGGAAUUCACAGCCUGGCUCUCUUGGGGCUUCAGGUGCAAGACAGGAAGAACUCCACUGAAGAGCUAAUGCAAAAAAUCAAAGAACUUGAGAACCAGUUGGAGGAUCAACGUUCGAUGAUCGUCGAAAUCCUCUCGGGUCAACCUCGCAAGAAGAACACUUCGGAGCCUCAGACCUUUGCACCUGCAGCACCUGAUGCACCUGAUACACCUGAUGCAGCACUUGAACCAGCAUUUGGACCAGCACUUCCUGGCAAACUUAGAACGUUUUUGGAAGCCGCUGGCCGGGAAGCAAUGGAUCUCAUUUCUCAGAAUCAGGAGCUCUUGGAAGCCUUUACAGAGCUGAAUGGGUUGGGUGAGACUGGCUUUGAAAGCCUCAAAACGCCGGAGCAGCGAGCCCUGCUCCUCAGCCUUGUAGCUGCCUGGGCAAUAGUUACUGAGUCAGCUUUGAAUUUGAAAGAUCUUACUUUCGAGGAUGAGGAUCUCCAGGCUGUUGUGGCAGCGCUAGACGAGUGUGGCAAGAUCAAAGAGUGGGACAUGGCACGAUGUUGCUGCAGCGAAAACGCCUUUUCGUCUUUGAUGAAUGCAUUGGGGAAGCAGCCGCUGUCUCGACUGGCUUUGGGCUACAACACACUGGGCCUCCAGGGGCUGGGGAGCAUUCUAAACGCAGCAAGUCAGCACCUGACUUGGGCAUCCACAUUGAGCAGCCUCAGCCUUGAAAUGAACGGCUUUGGUGAUGAAGGAUGCCUGAAGCUAGUCCAGAGUCAACGCUUUCUACCCGGGCUCGGCGUGUUGGAGUUGGGCUGGAACCAGAUCACGUACAGAAGCACCGAGGCUUUGGCGUCUUUGCUUCGCAGCAGCUCUUUGCAUCGCCUUGGCCUUGCCGGGAAUGCUUUGGGCACAGAUGGCGCAGUUCAUCUCAUUUUAGCUGCUGAGCUUGGCCGAGAGCUGGAGUUGGACCUCUCUAUGAACAGCAUAACCUCAGACUGUCUUCGCCAGCUUGUUGGUUGGGCUUCGGAGCCUUCAAAAGCCAGCCAAGCUCAGGCAGUUCAUUUGACAGUGAACCUGGAGUGGAACAGCAUUGAUGACCCUGAACAGGUCAAAGCUUUGGCAAAGGCACUACUGGAUGGAGGCUUUCAAGCCACUGAAUCUGGACAGGCGCUGUUCCAACUGGCAAACAAUGAGUUGCGGGGCCUGCCAGCAUCAGAGAUCUUGGACGCAUCAGCCAAUCUCAUCAUGCUGUAGCUGAUAUCCAUCGCUCUUCUAGCUCUCAUUGCAUCCAAUCGGAAAGCAGCUUUCUUUGCGCACUUUGAAACUCAAGGCCACCUCAUGCGGGUGCCCAAUGAGACAGAGCGGGGAAGCUGCGCUGGUCAUCGAAUGCCACUAGUGAACGUUCUGCGUGCAUUUGCAGACGGGCAAUUUGCCGGAAGGUGUUCGACUGCCAAACUCCACUACACGUCUCACAUGAUCACAUACAGUCUAUAUAGAUCUAUAUAGACGAAUUCUGUUCCAGGGACCCGACGGCGAGCUUUGCCGGCUGCGCACAGUUCAGAGAUU